AUGGGGGGCGUACAGUCGGCCAACAUUGGCCGGGAAGAUCAAGCGUCCGAAAGAGACAAUGCCAACGGAGAGACGAUGCUGGUCACGCUUCAGCCGGAAGUUGCCGAUAUAGCGAAACUGGACGACGAACCACGCGAGACUGAGGAACCACAGGACGAACCGGUAACCGAAACCCCAGGCGAUGCAAAUGCGUACGACAGCGAUGAUAGCAUGACGGAACAGUGCCGAGCCCGGAAAAUGACAGCCGAGCUGGCCAGUUUCCGAUGCAACCUGCAACAGAAGCGGCUGGUGCACCAAGCCAAGCUGGGAGCUGUGCGGGAUGAAUUAGAGCAGCUCAGGGUGGCGCUGGCCGAGGAGAAAAGCCGCAACCGGGCGUUGAUCAAGUACGUUCAGCAGCACGAACAGCAAGCGCCAUCAACGGCGCCGUUCGAGACACCAUCACUGGAGCCGGAGAACGAUCGAGAGAAUGCGGAAGCUGCGGAUCAGAGUUCGUCGUCCCAGGAACAAAGCGAAGAGGGUGAACGUUCCGGUCACGAUGAGCGCUUGAUGUUGAAGAGAGAACUCGCUGAAUCGCAGCACGCCCUACAAUGCGCGACCGGUGAGCUGCUAGAGGUGCGCCAGGAGCUGGCUCAGUUGCGAACGCGACUUCGCGCGCAGCAGGACGAAGCCCUUACUGAGAGCACGCGACAGGGUGACGCGGCACGAGCACUGAAAGCGGAACUAGCCGAGACGCAGUUCCGGCUGCAGAUCUCCCAGGCCGAGACGUUGUCACUGCAGACCGACGUGGAUCAGCUGCGGAAUCAGGUUAAAUCGCUCAAGGACGUCAUUAAGGCGGGAAAGGAGAUCAUCGCCAUACGCGAGGAUCAAGUCGAACAGUUGAAAGGAAAGCUGCGCCAGAUCGAGGACACCCUACAGGAACGGGAACUACAGAUUAUGUCCGACGAUCUUCGUCGGGAGUAUGAUCGACAGUUGACGAACAUUCGUAAUCUAAGAGAUUUGUACGAGGAGCGCGAACGUGUCUCGAGGAUGGAGCGUGACAAUUUGGUCCGCCAGUUGGACCUAAAGAAGAACGAGCUGGCAACCGAACAGGAGAAGAAUAAAAAUCUGGAAGCGCUCGUAGAAAGCCUGCAAGGCGAUCUGACCCUUUUGCGGGGAGAACUAGAGCAGACACAAGAGAAGCUGACCCAGUCGCAGGUCGACUCAAAACAGCUGCAGCUUGAGAUGGGUGUCGUGAAUCAGUUCAUCUCAAAGUUCUUGCUCGGCAUGAGCCGCAAACCGACCGCGAACGAUAUCAACAUCGACAAACUAGCGGCCGUGCUGGAGGAAAAUCGCGACCUACUGAUCGAAAUGACCAAGGACGAGGCGGAAACCGUCGACACAGGCGCGUUUCUUCCACGCGCUCUCUACGACUUGAUCGCGGAAGUGGACGAAAAAGAUGAUCAGGAGCACGACGAAGGCGAGUCGAGCGAAGAGGACGAGUUUACCGACGUGCAGAAAGCUUCCCCGGAACAAAUUGCUGACAAGCUGCCAAAAGUCUGGCGGGUGUUGAUUGAGCUGGUGAAUCACCAAGAACGAGCGCAGCAGGUGCCGUUUGUGGAGGGUGGCGAAAGCGAAGAAUGCCUCAAGUCGGUGCAGACACGUAACGGCCCAAAAACAGUCGUCAGUGUCAGCAAGACGUACAUCAAGCUGAAGGAUCUGAUCCUGGAGAAAAAAUCCCUCAAGAAGGAAACUAACCGGCUACGGACGCUGAACUCACACCUAGAACGGAGACUUGAUUCACAGGAGAAGCGCCUCAGUGCUGUGAGCUUGGAGCUGACGAAAACAUGGCACCUGGUGGGAAAAAUGCAGCGCCAGCAUCGUCAGCUGCACACGCAGGAGCAAAUAUUGCGCUACCAUCUCCAGCAGAAGCGACGUUUGCUAAGUGAACUCAAGGAAGAGCUCGAGUACUGCCGGCUGAAGUGGUCGGCCGCACGGCAGAAGAACAUAGAGUCCGAGGAUCAAUGGAAGUCACUGAAGGCAGAUUUUGCCGCCCGACGUAAGCAGGAUUCACUCAACAACUCGGGUGAAAGUGGUUACAGCGACGAGCAGCCGUCGGACGAAGAAGAAACCGUAAACCGGAAGCCGGUUGUUGCUAAUCAGCUUCCACCACCAAAAGCGGGCAGCAGUAGCGGACCUGGUGGGCCUUUAAUGCCAAAGGGAUGGACCCAAACAUCGACAGUCCGCUUGCUUAGUGGCUCGUACUCGAACAUCUUUCAUCUCGCUUCGGUUGUAAGCGUGCUGCGGAAGGCUCGCAGCGAAUCCGACAUGAAAUCGCUCGAGAACGUGGAGCGAGCGAAUCGGUUUUGUAACGAAAAGAUCGACGACUUGCCCAUCUUCCCUUACGAGGAAGAUGGACCUGAUGACGCUGGACCGGCAGAUGAAAUGGAACCGGUGGCGUCACGGAAGAAGCGCAAAUCGGCAUCAAAGAAGGGCAAAAAGCGUCAUAACAACCCGGGUAAGCCCGAAUCGGCUCAGGACAUGUUCCUACGGCUGAUGAACCUUGUGGAGGACGUCGGGGACGCCGGUGAGCAGGACGAUGAGGAUUCUGCCGAGGACGACGAUGGUGAGGAGCAAGAUCGGGACGAAGGAACUGGUACGGGGAAUGAUGACGCCGAAGGCGAGUACAGCGAGAAUGAAAGUGCAAGUGAGCUAAGCGAGGAGGAACUGGAAUGCUUGGAACUGGCCACGGGCGGUUCACCAGCUACGCAGGAACGCCUUUCCCAAGCGAACGUCUCGUCACACUCGGACGCCGAUCGGGAGCUGUCAAGUGAGGAGCUGUUCCAGCGUAAACGUGAAGCUCGUCUUCAGCGAAUGGCCGAGCUGAAUUCUAGGCUCGACCGGUACUCAUCACCGACACCAACGACGGGUUCCUCGACAGAUACACCAACAACGUCUCGGGCGGGUGAACCGGAAACGGAUGAUACGCACGUGGUGUUGAGUGAGGACGAACAGAAAUACCUUCAGCGACGUGCCGAACGCCUGGAGCGACUUGAACGAGAAGCGAAGGAGUUUCGCAAUAGGCUUUCGAAAACGGUUCACCGUGGGACGGAAAUCGCGGCACAAAUCGAUGAGAUUCACAGUGGAUUCGUGGCACGGCAAUCGGAAGCAUCACCCGUUGCUGGAUGCUCGAGUGAGGCCAGCAGAGUGGACCUAACCUGUCUGUCGGACAGAGAACGGGAAUAUACGUCAGCUCGGGCUGAACGGCUCGAGCGGCUCGAAAACGAAAGCCAGCAAUUGUUGCGGCAAAUGAACAAAACAGUACGUCGAGGAUCUAGCCUUACGACCAAGCUGGACAUGUUACACACCCGGUAUGGCUACUCGGUGGAUAAUGAGCCCGUUGCCACGCACGUUGAAAAGGCUUCAAAUGCCAGCGUCGAAUCUGAGCGUUCGGAAUGCCAGGAUGCAGCUCGUACAGACGAGCCAGCACUUCCUGUGACAGAGGAGCUGGUGGAAGAACAGGAGGACGAACAAUUUCCUAUCACUGGACCAUACCUGCCCAUGGGACCAAUCGAGUUGGUGCUGGUGUCGGACGAGGAAGUAAUGGAAGAAGUUAGCGAGGCGUUGCUUCAGGGGAGCACUUCAAUUCACGGUUCAGAAUCGACAGACGAAACCCCCGAGCAAUCUUAGAGCGGGACAACCCAGGUCGACUUGAAACAACCUACCUCGUACGAAAAGACAUCGGACAGCAAAUUAAAGCCAUCGCUUGCAACCACAGUACGAACGAAGGACGAAUAGGGACACGCAGCUCGAACCGGAAAUCGCGAAAUAAAAUUAAUUCCUGCGCUUUCUAUGACGCGAAAAUACGAUUUUGCAAUAACGGCGCAUGUAAGUAAGAUACAAAAAAUAAGCAUAUUUUCUUAAUAUUAAUAAAUCAUUUGUAUU
Molecule: messenger RNA, 3921 nt
Organism: Anopheles nili
Lineage: Eukaryota; Metazoa; Arthropoda; Insecta; Diptera; Culicidae
Product: restin homolog
Exons: 5
Coding region: 1-3666 (1221 amino acids)
Source: RefSeq, a predicted model, not a curated record